Messenger RNA from Striga hermonthica, 1794 nucleotides. The record is from the annotation of a GenBank genome assembly. NCBI's taxonomy places the organism in Eukaryota, Viridiplantae, Streptophyta, Magnoliopsida, Lamiales, Orobanchaceae.
AUGUUACUGGCAAAAGUAUCCUCAAGAACACAAAUUUUCAGUAGUAUUAGUUGGCCCAUUGCUCCGAAACAAAUCUGCAGAAGUUAUCAUUCUACACUUGAAAAUGAGCCCAUCUCAUGGACCAGUAUCGUAUCAGAACUGAAUCUUGGAGGGCAUGUUUCAGACGAAGCUUUGACAAAAGCCGCACAACUCUUUCGCUCUGGCUCCAAGCCUGAUGCCUAUACACUAGUCCAUUUAGCUCGUGCUUGUAUGAACACCAGCCUUUUCCCGCAUGGCGAACAGCUCCAUACCUACAUUCUGAAGUCUGGGUUCAUUUCUAACGUCUUCGUCUCCACGGCUUUGGUUAAUUUCUAUGUUAAGUUUGAGAGGCUGCAUGAUGCCCGCAACAUGUUUGUUGAAAUUCCUGAACCAAGCAUAGUUUCUUGGAACUCUCUGAUUUCAGGAUAUGUACAUUCUGGGCAGUUUCGAAAGGCACUGGAGCUGUUUGUUCAGCUAGAAAAAUCCAACAUUUGUGCAGAUUCGUAUUCUUUUACUGCUGCCUUAUCGGCUUGUGGGCAGCUGAGAAUGGUUUAUGGGGGGAGUUGCGUGCACUCCAAGAUCAUCAAACAUGGCGUUGAGUGCAGUGUUUUUGCCUCGAAUUGCUUGAUCGACAUGUAUGGAAAGUGUGGUCAGGUUGAGGAGGCUAUGAAGGUUUUCAAAUACAUGACUGGCAGGGACAGCUUCUCCUGGAAUUCUGUAAUAGCAGCUAAUGCUAGAAACGGGAAGCUUGAAAACGCGUUUGCUCUUUUGUUCCAGAUGCCUGAUCCUGACACAAUCUCGUACAACGAGCUUAUUUCUGGCACUGCACAAUUUGGGGCCUUAGAAGACGCUAUACACGUGUUAGAAAAGAUGCCCAGCCCAAAUUCUUCUUCAUGGAAUUCUAUAAUAACAGGGUUCACAAACAGAGGCAGAGCAAGAGAGGCCUUCGAGUGUUUCUGCAGGAUGCACUCUGGUGGGGUCCGCAUGGACGAGUUUACAUUAUCAAGUAUUUUGUCCGGUGCCGCAAGUUUAUCUGCUGCUGUUUGGGGAAGCCUGAUACAUUGUUGUGCACUUAAGCGAGGUCUGGACUUGUAUGUUGUUGUGGGGAGUGCUCUUAUAGACAUGUAUUUUAAGUGCGGGCAGGUGGAGCAGGCUCAGUGUAUGUUUCAUUCACUGCCAGAAAGAAAUUUGGUCACUUGGAACAUAUUAAUGUCUGGGUACGCACACAAUGGUUGUCCUGAGAAGGUAAUCGAGCUUUUCGAGCGGAUGAGAACAAUGGAAAAUUUGCAGCUGGAUGAAAUUACUUUUCUAAACGUCUUGUCAGCUUGUUGGCAUAGUAGGAUCCCUUUGAAGGUCGCGAACAAGUAUUUCGAGAUGAUGAUCUUGGACUAUAAGAUUAAUCCCUUGCCCGAACAUUGUUCACUGAUGAUAAAGAUGAUGGGGCAAGAAGGGGAUUUAAGCAAGGCCGAGAAGAUGAUUAUCGAGCUGGGUUUCGGUUGUUGCGGGGUGGUUUGGAAGUCCUUGCUUGGUGCGUGUGUUGCCUGUGGGGAUAUACAAGUGGCUGAGGUGGCGGGCCGGAAGUUGACCGAGCUUGAAGGUGAUAAUGAAUUUGUAUAUGUGAUGAUGUCAAAUAUUUAUGCGCUGCAUGGGAGAUGGGAAGAUGUGGGUGGCGUUAGGAACACAAUGAGGGACAAGGAGGUGAUGAAGGAAGCUGGUUCUAGUUGGAUCGAAGUUAACAGAGAUGCAAUUUUAUACCAAAACUCCCCUGUAACUUGA